Messenger RNA from Neoarius graeffei (lesser salmon catfish), 1428 nucleotides. RefSeq names its product retinol dehydrogenase 14a (gene rdh14a). The record is from RefSeq and is a predicted model, not a curated record. The coding region runs from base 60 to 926 and encodes 288 amino acids. The transcript has 2 exons. NCBI's taxonomy places the organism in Eukaryota, Metazoa, Chordata, Actinopteri, Siluriformes, Ariidae.
CGUCAGGAGCAGGCGGGCGGGCUUGCCGUUGUGUUUCCGGCGAGCGGUGAAGGAGCGCGAUGCUGCGCGGGAGGACGGUGAUCGUGACCGGGGCGAACAGCGGCAUCGGGAAGGCGACGGCGGCGGAGCUGCUGCGGCGGGAGGCGCGGGUCAUCAUGGCGUGCAGGAGCCUGGAGAGGGGUGAGAGCGCGGCGCAGGAGAUCCGCCAGCACACCGGAACCGGAACCGGAACCGGAGAGCUGCUGGUCAGACUGCUGGACCUGGCCUGCCUGAGCUCCGUGCGCAGCUUCUGCGCGCAGAUCAACAAGGAGGAGCCAAGACUUGACGUGCUGAUCAACAACGCCGGGGUCUACCAGUGUCCGUACUCUAGAACCGAGGACGGUUUCGAGAUGCAGUUCGGCGUGAACCACCUGGGCCACUUCCUCCUCACGCACCUGCUCCUGGACCUGCUGAAGCGCUCGGCGCCCAGCCGCAUCAUCGUCGUCUCCUCCAAACUCUACAAAGGAGGCGAGAUCAACUUUGACGACCUGAGCAGCGAGCACAGCUACGACAGGGCGUUGGCCUACAGCCGCAGCAAGCUCGCCAACCUGCUGUUCACGCUGGAGCUCAGUCGGCGGCUGGAGGACACGGGGGUGACGGUGAACGCUCUGACACCCGGCAUCGUCAGGACCAACCUGGGCCGCCACAUCCACGUCCCUCUGCUGGCCAAACCGCUCGUCAGCCUGGCAUCGUGGGCGCUGCUCAAAUCACCCGAGGAGGGAGCGAGGACUUCGGUUUAUCUCGCCUGCUCUCCAGAUGUGGAAGGGGUUCAGGGGAAGUGUUUCGCUGACUGUCAGGAGCAGAAGCUGCUCCCGAAAGCCACGGACGAGGACGUGGCGAAAAAACUGUGGGACAUCAGCGAGGUGAUGGUGGGCAUCACGACGUAGAACACAAAUCACACGACCAAUCAGAGCAAUAAAUCACAGGUUACCUUUACAUUCUGGUGCCUCUGGGGAGGAAAAAAAAACCAAAAACAGUGUUCUCAUAUUCUUCCUCACGACUUUAAGGGAAAGUGCCAGAAGUGUCUGGUGAGCUUGAAAAUUAAAUGUAUUUAAAAAACAAUGUAUUCCUUGCUACAAUGCAAAGAAGUCAAUAUCACUCACUGUUUGCUUUUAUUAAUUUAUUUUUGAAAUAUUUUUCUUUCCUAAAUGAUGAGAAUGCAGCAGAAAUGCAUGUCGUCAGCUGAAAAAAAAACAUUUUAAAGGUCCCAUGGCAUGGUGGUUUGUUGAUGCUUUAAACGGGCUCGUGGAGGUUUCCGGAUGUUAUAUCCGCAGCCUUUCUCGAAAUGAACCCUCGGCACGUAGACAUAGCCUCCUGGGAGAAAGCCCCAUUUCAGCGCUUUUCCCAGUGCGUCGUUUUGCUAAUGAGAAGCAUGGAGGCGGGGAAGGG